AUGGGUUCAUAUACCUGGCAGUCUUCGGCAUAUUGCGCCAAGCAGUGCGCUGGGUCGGACUAUUAUGCUAUGACAGGUGGAAAUGUUUGUUACUGUGGUUCUGCUUUACCCUCUACAGGCUCUGGCGCCACCUGUGAUGUGACUUGUGACGGUUUCCCAUCUGACAUGUGUGGUGGUAGUGACACUUAUAACAUCUAUGCUCAGGAUGGUGUUAGUGUGGUGAGUCAGAGUGGCUCGGCCUCUUCAACAGGUGCAGAUGCUUUGUCAUCAUCGACAGUUUCGUCAACGUCAUCUUCGUCGUCUACAUCUUCUUCGUCUGAGUCUGCUUCGGCCGGGAUAACUGGUUCCACGGAAUCCGUAUUGACGACUGUAUUGAACAGUAAAACCGUCGUUACAUCGGUCACCACGGUGAUUUCUUCUGCCACUAAAACAUCUUCUACGGCUACGUCCACAUCGGAUAGUGAGAGUAGUAAGCAGAAUAAGAAGAGCAGUAAAAAAGGUGCCAUUAUAGGUGGCGCCGUAGGUGGUGUGGCCGCUGCUGCUAUCAUUAUAGGUCUAUUGAUCUUCUUUAUUAGAAGAAAACACAACGAGGACUACGAGUCCGGUGACAAUUCAAGCAUGAUGGUGGAUGAUGUGGCAUAUGAAGAGGCUCUCAAAACAAAUAAGAAUCCAUUCGCUUCAGAACAAGAUGACUACGCUAACAAGGUGAUGCUAGGAAGGCGCCGUUUAAGUGAUGGUUCUUUGGCAGAUGCUGCUGACUAUAACAGAAAAGUUCUUCGGGUCGCCAAUCCCGACGAUAUAGACAAGCACUAA
This is a messenger RNA of Brettanomyces nanus, 813 nucleotides long. RefSeq lists its product as uncharacterized. Lineage: Eukaryota; Fungi; Ascomycota; Pichiomycetes; Pichiales; Pichiaceae. The transcript has a single exon. The record is from RefSeq and is a predicted model, not a curated record. Bases 1 to 813 code for a protein of 270 amino acids. Gene Ontology annotation, cellular component: plasma membrane.